Molecule: messenger RNA, 2795 nt
Organism: Choloepus didactylus (southern two-toed sloth)
Lineage: Eukaryota; Metazoa; Chordata; Mammalia; Pilosa; Megalonychidae
Gene: TPM4
Product: tropomyosin 4
Exons: 9
Coding region: 54-908 (284 amino acids)
Biological process (GO): actin filament organization; muscle contraction
Cellular component (GO): actin filament
Molecular function (GO): actin filament binding
Source: RefSeq, a predicted model, not a curated record
GCCCCGCAGCAGCCCCGGCCGCAGCUCCCGGUGCCCCCCGCCGUCGCCCAGCCAUGGAGGCCAUCAAGAAGAAGAUGCAGAUGCUGAAGCUGGACAAGGAGAACGCCAUCGACAGGGCAGAGCAGGCCGAGGCGGACAAGAAGGCCUCCGACGACAAGUGCAAGCAGGUGGAGGAGGAGCUGACACACCUCCAGAAGAAGCUGAAGGGGACGGAGGACGAGCUGGACAAAUACUCGGAGGAGCUGAAGGAUGCGCAGGAGAAGCUGGAGCUGACGGAGAAGAAAGCCUCCGACGCCGAGGGUGACGUGGCGGCCCUCAAUCGCCGCAUCCAGCUCGUGGAGGAGGAGUUGGACAGGGCCCAAGAGCGCCUGGCCACAGCCCUGCAGAAGCUGGAGGAGGCCGAAAAGGCUGCCGAUGAGAGCGAGAGGGGAAUGAAAGUGAUAGAGAACCGGGCCAUGAAGGAUGAGGAGAAGAUGGAGAUCCAGGAGAUGCAGCUCAAGGAGGCCAAACACAUUGCCGAGGAAGCCGACCGCAAGUAUGAGGAGGUGGCCCGGAAGUUGGUCAUUCUGGAGGGCGAGCUGGAGAGGGCCGAGGAGCGGGCGGAGGUGUCUGAACUAAAAUGCAGUGACCUGGAGGAGGAGCUCAAGAAUGUCACCAACAAUCUCAAGUCGCUCGAGGCUGCCUCGGAGAAGUAUUCCGAAAAGGAGGAUAAAUAUGAAGAAGAGAUCAAACUUCUGUCUGACAAGCUGAAAGAGGCGGAGACCCGUGCCGAAUUCGCAGAGAGAACGGUUGCAAAACUGGAAAAGACGAUCGAUGAUCUGGAAGAUGAACUGUACACUCAGAAGCUCAAGUACAAGGCCAUCAGCGAGGAGCUGGACCAUGCUCUCAAUGACAUGACCUCUCUCUGAGGGGCAGCGUCCUCUGUCCUUGCUGUCCAGAAGCCUGUCCUCUCUCUGCCGUGUCUCCACUCCUGUGGGCUUCUCCCACCUUGUGGUUUGGCCUUUCAAGCCUCCUUCUGUUGUGUCUGCGGUUGUGUGCCUGAAAUAAAGGCAGGCCGUUCUCCAUCCCCGUGCCCUCUCACUUUCAUGUCCUCCACUGGCCACUUUUGAGCCAUAGCUGUGAUGCCCUUGACCUUGGCUGGAACAAAACGCGGGUCGUCCGCCGACUCUCGUCCACAAACCAAGAGCUCCUUUGCAAAAAUGACUCUGAAAAGGAAAUUAUGCCCACGUGGUAUGCUUUUGAAAACGUGCAAACACGGUCAACCUGGCAUGAGCCCCCAAGCACGAUGUUUUGCCUGACUGCAUCUGCAAGCCCACAGCGGUUUGUCCGCAAAUAAAAAUGGUUUUGGAUGGAGACUCAUCCCUUUAAACCUCUUAGGCGGCUUAAUAGAGCCGGCAGAACUUCAAAAACCAGCAGGCCCAUGUCUAAAAUGUGGUUGUCCUUGAAUGAGGUUUGAACUAUGAAUUCAAACAGUGGCAGUGGCAACUUUGUGCUCCUUAUGCCUCAGUUUCUCAUUUGUCUUUUCUGUGUUACACAAAAGUUCACCUCUGUACCCUACCCUUAGAGAAAGAUGAGCACAAGGAAUUCAGGAACAGCCCAUUAGCAGGGAAAGGCGUGGGAGUAGCUGGGGAUGCCAGAGAAAGGAAAUGAGGCGAUUCUUCUUUCCCAUGUCCCACGCAAAGUUGGCAGAGGGGCUAACUUCUACCUUCCCUCAUAUUUGAGUUAUCGAUUACCAGGAAUCUUGCUUUGGUUUACUAAGAACUCAUCAAACUGGCCUGUGGGAAUUAAAAGUUAAUGCUUAUGGUGACCCAAAGCUCACGUUUUCCCAAGAUAAUCCAAAUUUCCAAUGUGCCAUCCAGUUUGUCCCUGCCUGUCUCCAUCACCACCCCAGAACGUCCCAGAAACACUGAUAUUUCAUUGUCCAAGCCACAUCUUGCAGACUUGCCCUUGUACCUCAAAAAAGCAUGAAACUCUAAAUUACAUCAUCGGUUUGGGCCCCUCUAGCUUUUUAUUCUUCAUCGUGUAAUUUCUUUAUUCAGGUGGGACCCUCUAGUCCAAUUCUAUUCAUUCCUCCAAAAAACAACUCCCUGAAACUACCCAUCUCCUCCCACCCCCAACCUCUCCAGACUCUCACUCUCCCCUCACCCACUGCUAUGCACAGGUCCUUGGAGAGAGGAUACAUUGUAUGCAGUGGGUAGCUUUUGUUUGCCGGUUCUCUCUACACAUUUGUUCCUGGGAUUUUUCCAGAUACCUCUAGCUAUGUCCUUUGAAAUAGCUAACGAGUCAUUCUGCCACUCUACUCACCCGGGUGGAACUUCAUUCUUUAAGAUUAGAGCUAUGGGGUUCCACCACGACCCGAUGACGGUCUGUGGACGUUGUCCAACACAAUUCAUAUGGGCAAGAAAAGCUUUAAGGGAGAGUGGUUUUAUCUCAGGCCUAAUGACAAAGCAGUGCCCGGGGACUCCACCUGGCCAGGUGAGGUGAGGUCAGCAUUUGUAGUCAGAUUUCAGUUGGCUCGAAUCCUAGCUCUGAGCCUGCUCGUUGGCUAUGAGAUCUUAAACAUUCAUUUGCUGAGCUCUUCUGCUAAAUCAAGGCGAUAUAUCUCAGUUGUCGGGACGAUCCAAUGAGAUAACGGAGAAAUCCGCUUGGACACAGUAGACUCUUGAGGAACAUUUGUUCAUCCAGAAUAUAGACAUCCGGGCCAGGGUGUUCUCUGAUGGAAUCCCACCCCCCAGAUCAGUCACUUGAUUUUUUGGGGACGCCUUGUCAAAUGAAAGGUUCAACAGUUGUCAUGG